Messenger RNA from Parathielavia appendiculata, 1587 nucleotides. RefSeq lists its product as uncharacterized. The record is from RefSeq and is a predicted model, not a curated record. NCBI's taxonomy places the organism in Eukaryota, Fungi, Ascomycota, Sordariomycetes, Sordariales, Chaetomiaceae. The coding region runs from base 1 to 1587 and encodes 528 amino acids. The transcript has 3 exons.
AUGGCCCACACUCGAGCCCAAACAGCGGAGCAAAGGACGCUCCCAUCGCCGGCGUCAAAUUAUCAAGGCAGUUCGCGAAAGCGCGCAAGCAGGCGCGCCGAACGCAAUAGUCUACGUUCAACUACACCCAGCGAGACACCGACCCCACAAGUAUGCCCUCUAUCCUUUAGCCGAGGUCGCAAGCGCAAGCACUCAACCCGACACGCACUCGGAGGGGACUCAGUCCUAGACCCAGACCCAGACCCAAAGCGACAUCGGACAUUUCCCCCACGCCCCACAGAAGACGCAUCUGGCGAGCCAGCGAUUGGCAGCGGCGCCCAUAAACACACUGACCCAGUUGCUUUCUGGGUGAAGGAAGGGCGCUGGCCAGAGGAGCAGGACUGGCCGGAAGAGACCUCAGAGACGGAUUUUACCAUGGAUCGUCUACCACUUGCGCGAAAGAAAUCCUCAUCCAAUCUGUCCCGGAAGCGAUCGAACUCUGCCACAUCCACGCCCAGCGACCAGAAGCCGAGGGAGGAGAAGAGCGCGCCAUACCGAGACCAGCGUUAUGAGACCCUGCUCGAGGUCAAAGGCAGCUACAUGACCAAAGCUCCGUUAGGCUUAGCCAGCGCCAGCCAGGCUCUUUGUCGGUCUCUCCUGGAGAAGACGCAGCCAGUUCCCGGCGACACACUUUUCCGUGACGAUGUCUUUGAAACGACAUGCCAGAAGAUACACAACAAAAAUGAGGCGCGAGUAAUUCAAGACAUCAGUCGGCUCAUUGUUCCUUCAGCUGAAAGUCUUGCGACAUUCGGUGCAAAAAACCUUGACAUCCUGACAGAAAGCGUCAACGAAGGGUGGAACAACUCGAUCCCUCUCACCAGCACCCGUCCCCAGCCCGACUACUCCGUUGGGUUCAAACGAGACGCAUUUACUGAGGACCAGCUCGCCAAGCUGUCGCCAUUCAUUGGCGACUUCAUCGCCGGGGACCAAUCCUUCUUCAUGGCCACGUACUAUAUGUACUUCCCGUUCCUAACCUGCGAGGUGAAAUGCGGCGCCGCGGCGCUCGACAUCGCAGACCGGCAGAACGCCCACAGCAUGACCCUUGCGGUGCGGGGCAUCGUCGAGCUCUUCCGUGCUGUCAAGCGCGAGAAUGAGGUUAAUCGGCAGAUCCUCGCCUUCUCCGUCUCCCAUGACCACCGGUCGGUACGGAUCUACGGCCACUACCCGGUGAUAACUGGGAAAGACAUCAAGUACUACCGGCACCCAAUCCAUACUUUCGACUUCACCGCGCUCGACGGAAAGGACAAAUGGACGGCAUAUCGUUUCACGAAAAAUGUCUACGACACAUGGAUGCCAAAGCAUUUCGAGAACAUCUGCUCUGCCAUCGAUCAGUUGCCGUCGGAUUUGGACUUUGAUGUCCCGCCGCUUUCUGAGGCGACCGGGCUUUCCCAGGAUUUAGGAAACCUGAUGCACUCGGGUGCCUGCUCCGCUUCUGCUGGCGAGCACGACAGCCAGUCGAUUGUCGCUGAGCAGCGAGCGGUCACUCCAGACACUUCAUUCAGUGGGGUAGGGGUAGCAAAGAGGAGGAAAGGCCGGACGGAUAGAUAG